AUGUGUGGGUGGCAGCAGGCAGCACACACUGUCUGGGAGUGGUUGAUUGGAGUUGGAAGCAGCGACCUGAGCGACACCGGACCUUCUGUUGACAGAUUUGGAACUUCUAAUAUGACGUACCUGUAUGCAAGUGGAACCGACAUAUCAGAGGGAGCAAAAGCUAUAUUGACGAGUCCUGUCAUGUCUCAAAGGGCAUAUAUCUGCUGGAUGCUGACUUUCUGGUACAACAUGUUUGGCAGCGGCAUCGGUAGCCUUAAUGUGUAUCAAACACCUAUAAAUGGGAGUAUCAGUGAGGGUCUGCGUAUCUUCAAUAUGAACGGGCAACAGACAAACAGCACAACGUGGCUUCAGGCAGAGAUAAUGCUCCCAGACACACCUCCCGAAUUCAGAAUCGUAAUUGAAGCAGUACGCGGAACGGAUUCUUCUUCCAAUAUUGCUAUAGACGAUGUUGCUCUCAGGCCCGACAAUAACAUGGUAUUGGUGGCCAGUCCCGACCCUCCGAGGAUUUAUGUUGCACCCACGGACACCUUCAAUUUUACCCUCAUCCAUAUCCCUGAGCUUGAGGCGAAAGCACAAAGAACCUAUGACGUUGACUACGACCCUGAAGACGGUAUGGUGUACUGGGCUGAUUUUGUUUCUAUCAGUCGUGCCUUUUUGAACGGAAGUGGUGUUGAAGUUGUGGUUUCAGACGGCGGCACCACUGAGAUGUCUCAGGUUUCAAGAACAGAGCGUCCCGUCGAAGGAUCAUCCUCCACCAAUCAGCCCAUCUCACCAGACUCGACCGCAACGCCUACUGCUAUAUCAAUGAAAUCUUCUUUUCGAGGCACCACUGGAAUGUCUCAGGUUUCAACAACAGAGCGUCCCGUCGAAGGCACCACUGAAAUGACUCAGGUUUCAACAACAGAGCGUCCCGUCGAAGGUUUGUGA
Messenger RNA from Patiria miniata (bat star), 927 nucleotides. RefSeq names its product neuropilin-1a-like. NCBI's taxonomy places the organism in Eukaryota, Metazoa, Echinodermata, Asteroidea, Valvatida, Asterinidae. Gene Ontology annotation, cellular component: membrane. The record is from RefSeq and is a predicted model, not a curated record. The transcript has 8 exons. Bases 1 to 927 code for a protein of 308 amino acids.